AUGGAUUCUAGAAUCCCUGCCGUACCUCUUCAAAUCACUUCUUUAGCUAUCAUAUCACCCUCCAACGCACCCCUUUACGUUCAUUCUUUCACUGGAUCAGAUGAUGAAUUGAGACAUUAUCAUUUAGCUCAUGCUGCCGUUGAUGUGAUAGAAGAACGAAUCGUCAUGACUUCUUCACCUACAAAACCAGCGGAAUCUUAUGUGGGUUUGUUAUUCUGUAUGGAAGAUAUGGCAUUCUACGGUUUUCAAACAUCUACGAAAUUACGUUUGGUGAUUUCAGUCGCAUUGGUAGAUGCUAUGAUCAAAGAUGCGGAUAUAGUAGCGAUCUUCCGAGCAGUCCUUCAUUUACUUCUCCAAACAUCUCAUAAUCCAUUUCUUUCCCUUCCUCCAAACUUUCACGCUCGUCAUGUCCCUCCACCGCCCAUCCCUGAUUCCCAGCCUUUGACAGAGUCUGACCCACCACAAACAAAAUCUUCCGAUCAAAAUCUGCCCCAGGGCUCUGACGAAGGAUCAAAGAAUGGUUUUCUUCCCAAUCCUUCUUUACCCACCAGUCGGAUGUUUUCCACGACACCAGAAGACUUGAAGGCGGAAUGGUUCAAUCAGAGUGAAAAGUUCAGAAGGGGUAUUGAGAAUAUAGGGGUUCUGUUAUCAGGAGGGAGAUGGUAUAUUCAAUAUAUCAUGUUCAAGACAUGA
Messenger RNA from Tremella mesenterica DSM 1558, 693 nucleotides. RefSeq lists its product as uncharacterized. The record is from RefSeq and is a predicted model, not a curated record. Lineage: Eukaryota; Fungi; Basidiomycota; Tremellomycetes; Tremellales; Tremellaceae. The coding region runs from base 1 to 693 and encodes 230 amino acids. The transcript is spliced from 5 exons. Gene Ontology annotation, biological process: endoplasmic reticulum to Golgi vesicle-mediated transport. Gene Ontology annotation, cellular component: TRAPP complex; nucleus; cytoplasm.